AACAAGCAGGCACCAUACCAGAAGUGUGAGCAGUGGUUGGUGGCACAGCUCUGUCGCGGGCAACUGAUCGCUUGAAAUCAUGCUGGAUUGACUGAAGAGGCUACUACAAUCAAUGGCUUGGCUUUGAAAUCGUUAACAUUUUAUUGGAAAGGAGUGUGAGAGACAGAGGGAGAGCGAGGGAACAAGAGAGUGCGCACGAGUGAGAGAGGGGAGAGAGAGGUGUAAAUAAAGAUUAUUUCAACAAUGGAACUUACAAUGGAAAACAUUGGAAAUCUGCACGGCGUAUCUCAUUCUCAUCAAACGGGUGACUUAAUGAACUCUCCGCACCACGCACGGCAGUCCUUGGCGUCGCAUCGGAACUUGGUGUCGCACGGACGGUCAGCCAUGGUGUCCAGUAUGGCCUCAAUAUUAGAGGGAGCUGGGGAGUAUCGCACAGACCAUGCAUUGUCCGGUCCCUUGCACCCCGCCAUGACUAUGUCCUGCGACUCCGGGAUGACCAUGAGCAGUACUUACACUACGCUGACACCGCUGCAGCACCUGCCUCCCAUAGCCACCGUCUCGGAUAAAUUUCACCAUCAUCCUCACCCGCACGCUCACCACCAUCCGGCCCAUCAGCGUCUCACCGCCGGUAACGUCAGCGGCAGCUUCACGCUCAUGCGGGACGACAGGAGCCUUGCCUCAAUGAGCAACCUCUACGGCCACUACCCUAAAGACAUGUCCGGCAUGGGCCAGCCACUGUCCCCUCUCUCCAACGGCCUCGGGUCUUUGCACAACUCGCAGCAGACUCUUGGUGCCUAUGGUCAGGGAGCCCACCUCUCCAACGACAAGAUGCUCUCUUCGGGAGGCUUCGAGUCUCACGCUGCGAUGCUGUCCCGGAGCGAGGAACACCUGGCCCGGGGAUUUGGGGGCCACGGGGCCGGGAUCAUGUCAUCCCUGAACGGUAUGCACCAUCACAGCCAUCCGCACUCUCAGGCUAACGGAUCCAUGCUCUCUGACCGGGAGAGGCAGACGGCGGGGGGCGGGCAGGGUGGGUCCGGGCAGGUGGAAGAAAUAAACACCAAGGAGGUUGCACAACGAAUAACGGCGGAACUCAAGCGCUACAGCAUUCCCCAGGCCAUCUUCGCCCAGCGGAUCUUGUGUCGGUCCCAGGGAACCCUGUCUGACCUGCUGAGGAACCCUAAACCCUGGAGUAAACUCAAGUCUGGCCGGGAAACCUUCCGGAGGAUGUGGAAGUGGCUGCAAGAACCGGAGUUCCAGAGAAUGUCGGCACUCAGACUAGCAGGUGAACAGGACAUUGCCUGCAAGCGCAAGGAGCAGGAGCAGCACAAAGACUGCAACAUGGCGCCCAAAAAGCAGCGGCUGGUCUUCACAGACCUGCAGCGCCGCACACUCAUCGCCAUCUUCAAGGAGAACAAGCGCCCGUCCAAGGAGAUGCAGAUCACCAUCUCCCAGCAGCUGGGCCUGGAGCUCAACACCGUCAGCAACUUCUUCAUGAAUGCCCGGCGCCGCUGCGUGGAUCGCUGGCACGACGAACACGGCACCAGCCCCGGCCAGCCGGGCACCUCGGCCAACACCUUCUCCAAAGCCUGAGAGGCCCGGGGGGAGCCACGGGGUGGCAUGGGGAUGGGAAGGUAGUACCUCCUGUAGCCCACUCCGUUCCCAAUAACCAUGUUGAUGCCUCAUUCCUU
Oncorhynchus nerka (sockeye salmon) is the source of this 1688-nucleotide messenger RNA. RefSeq names its product one cut homeobox 3a (gene onecut3a). Gene Ontology annotation, biological process: regulation of transcription by RNA polymerase II. The coding region runs from base 244 to 1590 and encodes 448 amino acids. Lineage: Eukaryota; Metazoa; Chordata; Actinopteri; Salmoniformes; Salmonidae. The transcript has 3 exons. Gene Ontology annotation, cellular component: nucleus. Gene Ontology annotation, molecular function: DNA-binding transcription factor activity, RNA polymerase II-specific; RNA polymerase II cis-regulatory region sequence-specific DNA binding. The record is from RefSeq and is a predicted model, not a curated record.